This is a messenger RNA of Macrosteles quadrilineatus (aster leafhopper), 5257 nucleotides long. Its product is annotated as proteoglycan 4. Bases 226 to 4578 code for a protein of 1450 amino acids. Gene Ontology annotation, molecular function: protein tyrosine phosphatase activity. The record is from RefSeq and is a predicted model, not a curated record. Gene Ontology annotation, biological process: protein dephosphorylation. The transcript has 14 exons. NCBI's taxonomy places the organism in Eukaryota, Metazoa, Arthropoda, Insecta, Hemiptera, Cicadellidae.
GUUGUCGCUGAAGAACAUUUUACUCCCACGGUUGUGACGCAAGGGCGAGUAAGAUUGCUGGGCAAUUCCUCGCAAACGUUAGUUUUUGUUGUUUCCAGUGCAUAUAUUGACGCUCUUACGAAAAUAGGUGGUCGAGCGAUCAAAGGCUUGGAAUUAUAAUCUUCCUUGACGCUGUCGAAGAGGCGCUAGGAUGAGCUCAGCGUGUUUGGGGAUUGAUCAUAACACAUGAAGAUCUUAAACAUUUUCAUUCAUGCAGUGGUCCUCUGGACCUUGGUCGAGUGUAGGAAUGUUGGAAGAUUCAAGAGAUCGCUGGAUGUCGAAGACAAGGGGAGUAACUUGACUCAGAAACAGAACUUGGGAGCAAUCCACUCAGAAGGUCUCCAACAUUUCACCUCCCCCCCUCCACCCACCCCUGGACAUUCCACCCCUUCCCUGACCAAAGACCUGCCCUUCCUCCCAGAGGACAUCAACAUUCAAAGCCUGAAGAAUGACGACCACCUUCGUGUAUCAUACAACAGGAAAAUCUCUAUUGCCAAGGAGAACUCUGAUGCAGAUUCUUCCCAGGAACAAAAGAAACUGCAGAAGAGUAAUACAAACGAUGAAAUCUACUUCAAAUUUAACAAGACAGGAGUGUCCUCGUCAACCGCAUCAGAAUUGGUCAUCUCACAUACGUCUUACGACCACAGUUCCUCAUCUGUCGUUUACGACGAGGAGAACAGUGAUGAGCAAACGGAAGCAAUCAGCUCAACCUCAGAAACGUCCAAAGUAGAUUCCGAACGGAAGAAUUUGGAAAUUAAAAAGAAGGAGAAAGGGAAAAAAGAGAUUCUAGAUUCUGUAACAGUUCCUACUGACUCCGUCGGGGCUGGGAAAUUAGAAAAGCCCUUCAAAGACAGUUUACUUAAUAGUAAAUUAAAAGAUAAAAAAGACUCCACUUCAGAAGCACUUGAUGACAGAAGAAGUACAACAAGUAGAAUAAGUAGUAGUAGUAAUAUUAGUUUAAGUGAACAUGACAAUAAUAAACUCAGUAGUUUAGAUUUGCUUAAGGUGAAUCCGCCCAGUAACAAUAAGGAGGCAGCCAACCAAAGUGUAAAUUCUGUGAUAAAUGUUAACGGUGUAAAUAACGACUUGUUGAAGAAGCCUAAAGUGAAAACACCUUUAAAGAAGGUACUAGAUGAUGGUAGCAGUGGUGAAGUCCACAAUGCUGCUGCUAGUAGUACCCAGGUUGUAGAGGUAGCAGGAAAGAAGAUGGCAUCUACAACAAAUCAAGACAUCUUUUCAACCGCUACACCUGCAGCUUCUAUUUUACCGAACUCUGAAAUACCAACUGACCAGAAACUAAACCCAACAACUAGACGAUUCCAACUAGAGGAUUCCACUUCUUCAAAGGUAGAUUUACUACCGAAAGUUACGAGUUCUUCGAUGUCAACAGUGAUAAAACCAAGUAUUGCUUUUAAGCAGCAAUUGGCAAACAAACUAAAAGGUUUUGAGCCAGUUCCUACCGCACCUAUGGCUCCCAUUGAAGAAACGGAUGAAGUUCAAAGUAAAAUUGGUGGAAAGUCUUCCAGCAAGUUCAUUCUCAGGAAGAAACCAACACCUUUGAAGCUAGAUCACGCUCCUCUUCUGGAAAUUAACAUUCCUCCAACUGCUACAGCCUGGACUUUGGCAUCAUUGAAGUCUUCAACAGAACCUUUGAGAAGCUCUCAGAAACCAGAGUCUGCUCCAGAGUUGCCACCAUUAGUUGAUGCAACUCCACAAUCACAACUUACCACUUUAACUCCCGUAUCGAGGGUGAGGAGUUUUGUCCCUUGGUCUACAAGACUACUCAGGAGCAGAAGUACCAAACCACCUGCCACUCUCCCUGUUGAGGUUGAGAAAGAAACCACUAUGUCAAAACCAGACCCAACCACUUCAUCACAAGUAAAUUCAAGUAAUGCCUCACCAAGCUUUGACACAAAAGCACAAUCAUCCACAGAAGAACAAAGUAUCAUCAGAACUACAACGGAACUAGACAGAAACCAUUCAGAAACUUCUAUUAAUAUUAUUCAGGCAAUUACUGAUGAUGUUAUGAUAAAGGACCAGUCUUCAGCAAGACCCCAACAUGUUGUAAAAGCAGAAACUAAAGCACCAGUGAUAGAAACAUCCGAAACAGACAAAGAAACUCCAGCAGUUCAAUCUGUAAACGACAAUGAGAGCCAAGUGGUGGAAAAUGUGAUAGAAUCCAAACAACUGCUUGAGGAAAACGAGUCUCAAAAUAAGAAGGAGGAGAAAAACUUGGAAAAGCUAGAAGAAAGUGGACUACACAACACAAAAGUCUUAGAAAAUGAAGCACAUCAAGACAUUGUAAAUGAAAACGUGAACGAGGUAAAAUCUAAAGAAAGUGAUGGUAAAAAACAGGAAAAUGUAUUAUUGACCUCUAAAAAUAGUUCUGUAACAAAUAUUGACACCAAAGCAAAAAAUGUCAGCGAACACUUAGAUACAGCGGUUGAAAUGGAAAACCCAGAUGACAACAAAUCCGGGGAGGAUAGUGAAGAAGAAGAACACCAAAACCAAACUACAACUCUGCCUCCGAUAUUUGAACCGUUUGAAACAACCACGGUAAUGGAUCUCGACGAGGAUGUGGAUGAAAACGACAGAGAUGAGGAUGAAUUUCCCUCACUUAUGAAUAAAACAGUCGUGCUGAAAACAGCUACGACAAAUAAACCGAAUGAAACAAACUCCUCUCCGAGUUCAAAUACAGGGUCAUCAGAUUCAAAUGGAACAUAUAUUACAAGCAUUGACAUAAUCUCCAAAGAUAACAAAGUUCAUACAGUUACAAGCAAGCCUUCUGAAGGUGACAUCAACUGGUACAAUGUGGAGACGAAGGUAAAUAACGAGUCUGUGGAAGAAACUAGCGAGAAACCGAGUCCUGUCGAGGUGACUACUAAUGUACCUGAGACUACGAACGAACCCGAGACGACAAAACUGACCGAGCUUCAGACCACUGAGCUACCUGACAACAGCUCCGACACAGUAACCACGAUGAUGCCUAGUACCACAACGGUCCCACCGCAGUCAUCGACAGUAUCCGAGACAGAGUUUGUAGACAAGGAUACAGAGUUUGACAGAGUGGAGGAUCCGUCGUCCUGUGUCAGAGUCAUUGUACACAUGUCUCCAAUGAGGUUGUGUCGACAACAACAACAGCUGAGGGAGAGUAUUGCGGCCCAGCUGACUCCACACAUUGUAUCCUGGGACCAAGUUUUGAUUUUGAAACCACAGGAGUGUGAUUCUGGAGAUAUUUCUGAUCGAGAGCAAGAUUUGAGUGUUCAUGUGUGCUUCACUGGACAAGAUGAACUUCCCAGUCCUGCCAUUCGAAAUGAGUUUUUGAAACGCUUCUCUGAAACGAUAGCUGAUCCUAAUUUUCCUAUUAUCAAUGUUCAGAUGAUCAUGGACCCUCCGAUGAUGAACCCUGAUGGUUUUGACAAUGUAUUGGCGGCCAUCAUCCUGUCAGGAAUUGCAGCCAUUUGUCUGGUGUUGCUGGGAAUACUGCUGGUGAUUGUGCGUAAACGUCAAGGGAGGUUCAACUACGGCCAGCGCUGCACACCCGUCUCUCUAGAUGACUACAGCCUAGACAACAUUUCUGUGUACAACAGUGUCCGUAGAAAGGGAGCCCUUCGUGCCUCCAAACGCUCCUAUGGCAACCCUGGCUUUGAUGACCCAGGAGCGCCGACUCAUUCUAUAAACUUUGCGGGAUUGGCCAACUUCAGUAGUGAUCGUCGGGCUUUAGACGAGGAGUUCAACCAGAUUCCGAUGAUCACGGUGAAGCCAGACGAGCUGCCGCCGGGAGCUGAGAGCAAGAACCGCUACGCCAAUGUGAUCCCUCUACCCGAGACAAGAGUUAUGCUGCAAACCAAGGAAGGAGCUGAUCAUUUGGAUGAUUACAUCAACGCAAACUAUAUCAAGGGUCCCAAAGGACAAGAGAAGCUGUAUAUAGCAUGCCAAGCUCCGCUACAAUCCACCAUUGAGGACUUUUGGAGGAUGGUUUGGCAACAACAGACAAAAGUGAUCCUCAUGCUUACUGCUCUCAAUGAAAAUGGAGUGGAAAAAUGUGCCGACUAUCUUCCACAACUUGAGAUCACCGAUUGCCACAGAAUGUUUGGAGACUUCCAAGUAACUCUGAAGAAGCAUGAAGUUAGAGAAAAGUAUAUCAUCUCCAGCCUUCAGCUAAAGAACCUGGAGACCAACCUGUGGAGGGAAGUUACUCACCUCUGGUACGUCAGUUGGCCCGCCCAAGGCGUUCCGGACGAUUGCAGUUCCAUGAUAGCGUUCCUGAUAGAGGCGCGUUCGUACAUGCGCGGUGCACAGGGCCCCACCGUCGUACACUGUAGUCCCGGCACCGGUCGUACUGGUACCGUCAUCGCCAUAGACCUCUGCAUCCGGGACUUUGAGACUCUACGCAGCGUUGACAUACCCAAGACCGUCUACGCUCUGAGGAGGGACCGGGCUGGAUGUGUGCAAACCAAGGACCAGUAUUCUUUUAUCUAUCAGGUGCUGAACUUGUACGCUACCAAACUGACUGGAGGUGCUCUGGAUUCUAUUUGAAUUGUUAAUUUAUGAACCGACUUCUUGCCUGAUUCUUCCCUUUUUAGAACAUUAGAUCAGUUUUGUAACCAAUCUUCUAGUUUGCAUAUAUCAGUAAAAUCCAUUUAUUUGACAAACUAUUAACAUCUUACUCUGAAACAUUUUUACCUCUUUAGUUUCCGAAUUAAUAUCAUAUUAUUUGUAUAAAGUAUAUCUAUUAAGUAUUGUUUAUAUUCUCUCUAUUAAUCUUUAAAAUUUGUACAUAUAGGACUGUAAAUGUUUUAAUUUUUUUUUGUGGACAUUUAUUUAUCAUUGUUUGACAAAUUUGUGGAUGCUAGUUUAUAUUUUGACAUUAAUUUUAACCAGUUUAAUCAAAAUUGAAAUUGAGUUUAUAUAUAAAAAAAAAAUGACUCAAUCAGUAUUACUCAUUAAGAUCGUCUCUGUAAUAAAUCAUUGGUGUUCACUGUAGUUUAAUAUAUUAUUUGUUAAUGUACAUACCUAAAUAUUUUUGUAAUCAGUUAUACGUCCCUGUUGUUUAUAUUUAUGUAACCUAUUGUAUAUUCUUAAAUGUGAUAUUGCUGUUUUUGUUUUUGAUGUUUAUAUUUCUUGUUAUACCAUAAUAUUUGUACCCUACCCAUAUCCUGAAGUAUGAUUCACGUAUGUAAUGUUAUGAAUAAAUAUUUUUCUUUGUAUCUUUGAA